Molecule: messenger RNA, 2538 nt
Organism: Spodoptera littoralis (African cotton leafworm)
Lineage: Eukaryota; Metazoa; Arthropoda; Insecta; Lepidoptera; Noctuidae
Source: the annotation of a GenBank genome assembly
AUGCCGAAACGCUGUGCAUUAGGAUGUGAACAAACAGUUGGCGCACAUCGCUUUCCGAACCCAAGGAAGUUUUUGAAUAAGUUCAGGAAGUGGGUCCUCAUUUCUGGGGGGGAUCCAGAUGAUCCGAAUGACUAUGAACGUUACCAAAAACGUAUAAUGUGCGACAAACAUUUUGAUGCUAAAGAUAGGACUCGGUAUAAGCGACUCAGCUGUCUAGCUAUACCAUGCCUAAAUUUGCCACCAAGUGCAGCCAAAAUAUUUGAAGAAAUUAAACGAAAUGAUGAUAACUGUGAUGGAGAUACGGAAAUGAAUGAUACUCAACCAGAUCCUUGCGAUUCUGUGCUGUUUGAAAGCGAUACGCCUGAAAUACUAUCUGAGUUUGAAGUACAGGAAAAUCUCGAAGGACAGUUUAUUUCCAAAGGACAGACGGAUCCUGAAGGACAGUCGGAUCCUGAAGGACAGUCGGAUGCUGAAGGACAGUUGACACCCGUAGCACUGUCAGAGCCCGCUGAUAUCGAGAAAUCUGUAGAAGAAUUGACACCUGUAGUAUUGUCGAAGCCUACAGGACAGUUAAAACCUAUAAUACUAACGAAUAACAAAGGACAGUUUACGCCUAUAGGACAAUUAAAAUCAGCAGGACAAUUGACACCUGUAAUACUGUCGAAGCCUGCAGGACAACUAAAACCUGUAGUCCUAUCGAAUUCAGGACAGUUAAAACCUACAGGACAAUUGACACCUGUAGUAUUAUCGAAUCACAACGGACAAAUGAUGCCUGUAGGACAAUUAAGACCUGCAAUAAAGUUAAAAUCUCUAGGACGUUUGCAUCCUGCUGGAAACUUUAUACCUGUAGGACAAUUGAAACCUAUAAUUAAGUUGACACCCAUAGCACAGGCACCGGUCGGAAAGGCAAAGAGACAUAUUCACUGUGCGGGUUCACACGUUUUUAAAAGAAAAUACGAUCCCGACGUUCCGAUCUGCAGGGCGUGUUUGACAACGAAGAGAAAGCUUUACAACAUACAUGAAACGGAUGUUUUGGAUGUAUACCAACAAAUGUCGGGGACACAGGUGACUGAAGAUGACUGCCUGUCCAAAUUGCUGUGUAGCCACUGCGUGACAUUGCUUCGGAAAUGUAACACAUUCAGCCAGAACUGUAAGAAAGCCGCUAAAGCAUUGAAGGAGGCUACUUUUACUAAUUAUUUGCCGGAAGCGAAUAAAGUACAAAACUUGAAGUUUUAUAGAACAAAUAUAAAUCACAUUGAUAUCGUUGGAGAAAAUAUUGUAAAAAUGGAAAUAAAUCAAGACAAUGAUGGAGAUACAAUGGGUGAUGAUACAGGUGCACCAGAAUACAUGGACAUUGCGGACGAAAUAGAAAUCAAAGACGUGAAUAAAAUAAGAAAGAGAAAACCGAAUAUUUUAGACGAUGACAUCAAGUUGAAAGAAUUUGAAGCCACCUGCAAUGUCGACGUACAUAAACUUAGUUCUGAAGAGAAGUUACAAGAUGUCCUUGAUCGGAAAUCGACACCGAACUAUUUGAACAGUCCGCAUAAAUGUGAAUUGUGUUUCAAAGGCUUCCUGGCAGCUAAUCUUUUAACAAAACACUUUCUAAUGCAUCACGACCCGAACCUUGGGUCGGAGGUGUGCGAAUAUUGUCAGUUUCGAUAUAAAACUGCGAAUGAUUUGUCCGCACAUUAUACCAAUAGACAUACAACAAAGAUGUCUUGUAGAUUGUGUCCUAAGGUGUCUCGAAAUAUAUUUGACGCCAAGAAACACCACGAGGUUUAUCACAAUGGACAGAAAUAUAUUACUUGUGAACAUUGUGGGCGGGGAUUCAGGAUGCAAUCAACGUUCCUCGUCCACCUCCGCGACGAGCACCCCUCGGAGCUGAUCUGGUGCAACAUUUGUGGAGUUUCAUUCGUUCUGGCUGAAACUUUAGACAAACACAAACAGAGACGGCAUCGAGAUCUCCAUCUGCCGGUGAAAUGCGAACGUUGCGAUGUCCAGUUGGUAGACGAGGCUGCAUUAAACCGUCACUCGUUCGACGGCAUCUGUACUGGACACACGUGUGUGCACUGCGGCGUCGGAUAUAAUGACGCCAUGGCAUUAAGGGAUCAUAUCAUAAAAACGCAUAGAAGGACUUCUAAUAUGCUAUAUCCUUGCCCAAAGUGCCACAAGGUGUACAAACAAGGCGCCCAGCUACGGGAUCAUCUGAAAUAUGUACAUUUGAAGUUAAACAGGAAAGUGAUAUGUGAAAUCUGCGGGAAAGUCGUGCCGAAUAAAAAUGCAAUGAAAGUGCAUCUCCGGGUGCAUACGGGCGAGAGGCCGUACGAGUGUCCAGUCUGUAUGAAAGGCUUCAUCAGCAAGGAUACUAUGAUGAAACACAGGAAUUACGUGCAUUCUACGGCGCGUCCCUACGUUUGCGAUAGAUGUCCUAAAUCGUUUAAAGGGAAACAUAAUCUGACACAACAUGAACGGGCAGUUCACGACAAUGAGACUACUACAGCCAGCCAGACGUUACUAUCGCUCGGUCUAAUAUUAUAG